This is a messenger RNA of Onthophagus taurus, 7897 nucleotides long. RefSeq names its product UNC-79 domain-containing protein (gene unc79). The record is from RefSeq and is a predicted model, not a curated record. NCBI's taxonomy places the organism in Eukaryota, Metazoa, Arthropoda, Insecta, Coleoptera, Scarabaeidae. Gene Ontology annotation, molecular function: protein binding.
GAAGCCGCCCCUAUGUUGAAGAUUCCCGCACGUUUUAAACAAUGUGACCUCAGUGUUUCCCUUGCGUUUGAUUAUUGUGACUGCAUCCUCAACAUGGGCACCCGUGCUGCUGCAUUUACAGCAAAGGUGCGGAGUCUAUGUGACUACCAGCUACGAUUGAUGCAAGGGGUCCUUCCACCCCCAUCGGGGGUGGAUAUAGCAAACACUAUCAAGUAUUUUUCACAAACUCUUCUCACUGUUCUAAAAGAUGUAACUGAUUCUCCUCUUGAACUUCUCAAGGAUCCCGAGAUGGAUGCAACUCGCCUCGCCCUCUUUCCUAGUUUAGACUAUAAAGCUCUUUAUAAUUCUUUAAUACCACUGAUGGAGGUUGCUCCAUUAAUUCAGUAUGGGUUACACGCUUUUGGGCAAGCAAUUUUACAAUGCCUCGGGUGUCUGCUUCCGUUUCUUGAACACGAUUUAAUAGAUAACCUUCCAUACUUAACCGCAUCCUCCGUAGCUGUAUUACCUAGCAGUCUUCACCAGGAUAUCGUAAACUCUUUGUGUUUCUACAUCUUGCCUUUUACGAUAACGCGAUAUAAUAACAGGGAACAUGAGAUCUGUCAGUCUAUUUCUGCGGUAAUAAUGAUGGUGUUUCAAUAUUCAAGUAACCCAGCUCAUCAUUGUCAACUGUUAGAAUGUUUGAUGACUCUGAAACAAAAUAUUCUGAAAGAUAUUUUGAGCGUUAUCGCGUAUGGGGCAAGUACCGCUAGGUCAUCAGCUGCUAAGUUACUUUUUUAUUAUUGGCCACCUUUCAAUGCAAAUCUUUUUGAUAGAAAAGGAUUAAUUUGUAAAUUUGCAGAUUCCUCACCAUUUGUUUGUCAACGGGAUUCUUGUCCAAACGCAGGAAGUGCAGAAGCGGCUAAAGUUUGUUAUGAUCAUUGCAUAUCUAUUACCUUUGCUGCUGAUAGUCCACCACCUUUAUAUUUAUGCAUCGAAUGCGCAAAUGAAAUACAUAGAGAACACCCAAAUCAAAUGUUCUUCGAUAUUCUUCAUCCUAUGCAACAAAAACCUAUGAUCUGCGAAAAUAAAAAUUGUAGAUCGACUGAUAAAUCAGCAAUAUCUAUCUGUUUUUCCACCGAAUGUGCUAGUUAUAAUGGUAACCAUCCAAUAAGAUACUGCGAACAGUGCCAUAAUAACCGUCAUAACACCAGGAGAGGUGGAGAUCACAUCGUGCACAAAUGCGUACCAGCAACAUGGAACAUGGAUAUAGAAAUGCAAACAUACAUGGUUGAAGCAGUUGUUAGCCUUUUAAAAGAAGCCAAAAUACCUGUUGUUGAGCAAAAAGAACCUACUGAUGGCAAAACUCCACCUCCCCCAGCAAUUGACAAUAUCACCAUUGAAGAAAGACAACAAUUAGGAAAAUAUGGAGUAUGGUUAUUAGUCGGGAGAUGUUCUCCAGUUGAAAACACCCCAGAAGAAGUCUUAGGAAGACUUUUGGCGAUGUUGUUUCAUUGGUUUCACGUCACAGCCUAUUCAUACGAUGUUGUAGGACAAGAAGAAAGUACGCUGGAAAAAUUAAAAAACGAUCACGUAUGUGAUUGGCUCAAAAAUAUCGCACAAACACAUUAUAAACUCUUCAUAUCGUGCCUAUUACCGCAUCCACCCGAGUUUGCUCAAGUUGGUGGUCACUGGGACACUUUAGCGUCAAGAACAUCGCAUCUAAAAGAUGGUUUAACUCGUCUCUUUUGCCUUACUUCCUACGAUAAUGUAAUAACACAAGAAAUUUGGGAUUUUGUUAUGCCACAUUGGAUGGACGCUAUUGUGAACGACGUCCCCGAAAAAGAACUACCAGAAUUGAGAACUAUAUUAAAUAAAAUAUUAGAAGCUCAAAUGUGUGAUAUUGAAGCUGAUAUCGCCCCGAAAAAAGUUUAUAAUUUUGUCGCUAUCAGAUUUGAUAAAACAACGGCGAAGAUACAACAACAAGCUCUGCAAUGGCUUCAGAUACUCACCAUGUUGGAGAUAACAAUAAAAUUGGAAUUUUUAUAUGAUAUCUUUGGAAAAGGAGUGAAUUACAUGAAGUUAGGAGCUGAAGAAAUUGAAAAAAUGAUGAGAAUUUUUAGGGAAGAUGGAGAAAAAAAAUCUCCAUGUAAAAAAAAAUCAUUUUUAAUAAAUAUUUUUAACUUUAAUUAUUUUUUAGCUCUCUUAACUGAUGAUAGCGACUCAACCGUAACUUCAUUCUCGGACGAUAGCAGACCAUCACAACAAGCUGAUUGCGAAAGCGAUGCGGAACAUAAUUUAUUUUGUUGUAUUCUUAUGUUAGAUAUUCUACUUAAACAAAUGGAACUACAAGCAAUAGAUAAACAUACCGGACUAAACUCCGAUUUAAGCAAAAAUGUUUGUGGCCUUCUCAAAUGUAUGCUUACUGCCGCUUGGAUUGGAAGUCAUUCUUGUAGCGUUAAAUCCGAUUGUGGAUACUGCGAAUCUAGUAUUAUGUGGCAUCAACUUUCAUUAAAUCUCGUUAAAUAUAUGAGUCCUAUAUAUCCUGUACAUCCUCCUGAUCCACCAAUAGAAGAUUUAUACGAUGAUCAAAGCAGAAAAAGUCCACCUGACGGAGAUAAAAAAGAAUGCAAAGCGGAUGUUGUCCUAAAUGUGCCUAUUCCUGAAGUGCACUCAGUUGGAGGUGUUCUUGUAAACAUGCCUCACGUCUGUUCUAUCAUGACUGCUACAGUUGAAACAGUUUCGGAACAACUCGAUCUCCCAAUAAUCCAAUCAGAUAGUCGGACGGUGCUUUCGGUUCAACGAGCUUACACAUUAACCGAAUAUGAUGACCAUAUUCGGGUUUUAGCCACGCCGAUCCAGUCUCAAGCAACGGAAGAAGCGUUGGAGUCUCCUCCCGAGGAAGACACCGAGAAUUGCUGGCAGACAUCGAUUGGAAAAUUCAAAUUUUGCGUGGAGGACUUGCCGAAUCCACUUCAAUACAUCUAUCAACUUCUGCAGGAAUUAUCCAAAACAGACAAACCGGACGUUUUGUAUUACAUGCUUCAGUGCCUCAACGUGCUCUGUCUUCAUGGUGACGCUUGUACGAAAUCUUCAAAGGACCACCGUGGAUUUUUUAUUUGGUGCCAAGAAAAUUUAAUUAUCCGAAAUUUAUGGGAUUUACUAAACUCCGAACACUCUCACAUCUGCCAAGAAGUAGUACCUCUCCUCCUCCAUUGCAUCACUCUCCCGGCAGGUUCCGACGUAUUUUGGAGAGUGAUCCAAGAGGAGUUUCACAAUAUUGACUGGCGAGUACGUUUCGUUGCAGUUGAAAGGGUCACGGUCAUCGCGAGGUUUAUGGAUUCUAGUCCUUUGAGGAAUAUUCUCCAGUUACAAGCUGCCUUAGCAAACGCAUUCUGUUAUUUAAUUUCCAGCAUGGAUGAUCCCAAUGUUUAUGUUGCUCAAAGAGCGACUCUUUACUUGGGAACUAUUCACGACGGAGCGAUUAAAUCGUUAAUAAUGUGUCUGGAAACGCAAUUUGAUUCUGUGAUAGUCGAUAGGCCAAUGGUGCUCCAAUCGAUAUACCAAUUGCACAAUUCUCUAAGUGAGCGUAAGAUAUUGACGUGGGAGUUCUUCUUGAAUCGAUUUGAUACGCUUUUUUUGGAAGCGCAGAUCAAUUUUGAAAAAUCCGGCGAUAUUUCUUAUAUGAGAGAUCUUAGGAACACGGAUUUGAAUAGUGAGGUCUUCAUUCGGAAACUUCAUAGAGCUCACGAAGCCCUUUCGCACUCGGAUGGAAGUGGUGUUAGUUCCGUGAAGACGUUAAGUGCUAGCUUUGGCACGAAAUGGCCUUAUAAACGAACUAUGUCGGCCCCUGCUUCGAUAAUUCCAAGACAGGAUAAUAGGGAAUCUAGAGAAAAAGUUUAUAGCCGGCAGUAUUCCGCGCCGAUUUUAAAGAGGAAAACAUCGCGAUUCGGAUUGGAUGGACAUGUGCACUCUUUAAACGUGGUGGACGAUCAGAACUUGCUGGGAUAUCUCCAAAGGGUCAUCGAUUUGGAAGAAGCGGAUAAGGAGACGAUGCAUCUCUUGGUGUUUCUGCUGAUGCAGUUCCUCUCGAGAUCGGAUCAAGCCUACCCAACCGAAGACAAGUACAUAUCGAAAUCACAAGACAUCGUUCUGCGGCAUCUUUACCUCCUAUUAGGCUACAGCCAAAACGAUAGAUGUCACUUUCUGCCACCUCAACGUCUACGAUUAUCGCCAGCGUUUAGCGUCUUCAUAUCGAAUCUUCCUCAACUUUUAGAUCAAAAUCAUCUAAUGGGGCGAAUGCUGUUAUCGACCUCAUUGAUUCUUUUGCAUUAUUCUCCUUCCCCGUUCUAUAUGCCUAAUAAUUUGGAGUUGCAACAACCCACUUACAGUCUUUGGUCCUUGGAACCACACCUUAGAAGAAAUUGGUUAAUGGCGCUUGUUGUGCUUUUAUACAAAUACCAAUACAACCAACAGCCUCAUUGCCUUCAUUUGACUUCCUUGGUCAAGAUUGUUUUGAACACCCUAGAUUCGCAGCACCAUCAUUGCAGGAGAAUCCCAGCAACUAUUUUGAUGGGAGCCCCAUCGACGCGAUCUCGAGAUGUUAGUCAACCAUCUUUAGGCGCAGAAAAUGAACAACACGAAAAAUUAACAACCCCACCUUUAUCCCCAAUGUAUUCCGACGGGCAAUCAGUUCAAGUAUCUUUAAGCUCCAAAGGGGGCAAAACCCAAGUCAUUUACGCGAAACCUUCAUCAGCUGCAAGCAUGGAAACGCAUUGGGAGGAAGCUAUUCAAUGCAUCCCCGAUAAAACAUUACAAAAAACUAAAUUCGCCGAAAUCAGCUUAGACGCUGAUGACACAGAAUCCGAAUUAAACGCAAUCCCAGAAAGCGAUUUAUCCGAUAGCACUUUACAUGGGAGUGUGCAAGAUUCAUUUGAUGAAGGAACAGAAGAUUUAUGUUACCAUAAGUCCGAAAAAUCGUGUAUUAAAGUGCAAGAACCCCAAGAUCAGCGAUCCCCAAAAGAAGUUUAUAUCAGCAAACUUGUGAAACAUAAAAGGCCCAUUUGGAUCAUCGGGAGUGAAGAGGAAGCGCUAAAAUCUUGGGAAAGUAAAACAUACUCCAUCCAAGAAAUUCCAAAAUUUGAAAACGGCUCCGGAAAAAAUUGCACCAAACCAGGAAAUGUCACCGUAGCAAAAACCUUAACCACAGAUUCUCACAGACAAGUUACUUGCUCCUCCAUCGACACCCAACACAUCAGCAAACCAACUCCUUUAGGAAAACAUAAAAAAAUUAUUGAACCAUGCAUCACUCCCGUUAGCACACCAGUCUCAGAUUGCGAAGAAUGUCUUAAGAACCAAGUUCUCCCACCACCAGCCAUUGAAAGACUUUUACCUAUCGGUUCAGUUAAACCACCAGAUUCUCCAAAAACAAACAUUUUCGCUAUAUCCGGAAUAGAAACCCAGCUAGAGAUACCAAAUCAAGAACGACUACUACCAAUCGGACACCACACUAAAGAUAUAUCUCAAUUAGUCGAAAAAGUUAAACAAGCUUUAGGAAUCAAUGCCCAGCACAUAACCAAAAUUCCAGAGUAUAAGAAAGUUGAAAACGGCCGGGAUUCAACUUAUUAUACUCAAAGUCCUAGAAGACUCAUUAAACAAGUCGCCUUGGAGAGUCCCCCACAAUAUGAUAUAGAAGAAACUACAAUUACAUUUAAAAGUAUUAAUAUGGACGGAAAAAGUACGCAAACAUAUUUUAUUAAAUUAUUGUGUAAUAACUUUUUCUUAGAAGAAUCCACAACUAAUCAUCGACAUCCUAUUAGAAAAGCUGGACCUUUUACAAUUCGACCAUAUCCUUGCAGGGAGUCCAAAAAAGCCGGUUUUUGGUUAAGCCCCCAAUUAUCUCCAAAAAUCGAAGGCAGCGAUAUCAAACAAAGUUCUUUUCGCAUAGGGGAUGAGUGCGUUACUGAGAGAUGUUCAGAAUGCGGUACUGUUAAAGAAGAAUACAGCGACGAAGAAUUAGGAUUGUGUAUUGUAUGUUUAGGAACGUUUAUUCAUCGUGAACCAUCAUUAGCAGCACCUAUGUUGCCAGAUAUUCUUAAUAUCGUUGCAAAAGUUGCAACCAAUGCAAUGUAUCCCUGGCAAAAUGAGAGCAAUAUUCAUCUUCCUGGAGGAGCAGUGAGUGUAGCCCAUCAAUUUCUUAGAUGCGUUUUACAUCAACUUGCACCAAAUGGAAUAUUCACUCAAAUGUUUCAAACACCUACGAAUGAAAAAUGUAGGAUACAAUUUUUCAAAAAUGUUAUUCAGGCUUUGAUCGAUUUUAACGAAUUAAAUCCGGUGGCACCAUUGCAACUUUUAUUAGAGACAUUGAAUUCGAAGAAAACUCUUCCACUGGAUGCUUUACCAAUUAUAUUAGAAAACUUAGCUUGUUAUAUGGACUGCUUGCCAUUAGAAGCUGCUCUAGGAUCAAAUGCUCCGUUAUGGAACAAUGUUUUACAACAAAUGGAAACGUUUUUUCGUAGAAUAGUAUUCCUAUUACACGGGAUAGAUAAUUUAACCGUCCUUUUAAGAAUAAUAAUAACAAUCUUUAAGAUCCCUUUGAUAAAUCAAUACAAAGGAAUGUUGGAACCAUUUUCGAAAAUAAUGAGUCAUGCUAUCCAAACCAACGUAUUAAAAUACAACAAUCUGGUUGAUAUCUGUUUCUUGUGCAAUAGGGCGUUCACGAAAGAUCGCGAUAAGAUGUUGUUGAGUAGAAUGGUUGUUUUUGAACUUGUGCAAGCUUUGAAAUUUAAAACUUGCAUUCCUGAUGCGAACCUUUUGAUGUUGAUCAACUUAAUACUUCAAGAUGUGGGCGGAUCAAUUCCAGCUAACGUUGUCUUAAAAGAUAUGAAUUCCAUAACGGUUGAUUUUACUCCUAUUUGGAAUACUAAUAUAGCAGAAUGUAUGAAAGUACAUUUAACGGAUAUCUUGGAAUUUUUAACUGAUUUUCAUACCUUGGCAAAAAUAAAGAGUUAUUCCAAAGGGAUUUCGAUGGGAUUAAAUGAAGAUACUUUAGGUGGUAUUUUCAAAUGUAACGUAGCUCAAUACUUGGCAUUGGAAAUUAGUAGAGGAAACGGGAGAGAUAACAGAGCUGUAUCUCGUUAUUUACCUUGGUUGUAUAAUACAUCAACAGCUCAACAACCUCCGAAAGAAUUUGUGGAAUGUAUAGGUCAUGUAAGAUUACUUUCGUGGCUCCUCUUAGGGUCAUUAACACAUACAGCAAUACACGGAAACGAUGCCACUCAUUUAAGUCAACCAAUACCACAAGAAGCCUCUUGUCAAAUCGCCGAUCACAUCCAAGUAAUAAUGGCAGGUUUCGCGGAACAACCAAAAGCGUCCGUUUUACACAUGUCUUCCUUGUUUCAUACAUUCAUACUAUGCCAAUUGUGGACCAUUUAUUUGGAACAAGGCCUAAAUGCCCAUCUUCCAAUCACGGAAGCAUACAAUGUUACCAUGAAUAUCCUUUUUGAUUUUUGGGGAAAAAUAACACCUUGCAUUUUACAAUUAGUCCAACAAUCAAAAGUUCUAAGCGAAAUAGUAUGUCUUCACUUUUUAAAUCUAAUCGAAGCGUUAAUUGAAUGCCACUCGACGUUUAUCACGAAAUUAUUCCCACUUUGGAUUCCAGUUUUAACGUCACAAACUAUUCAAUUACCCGGUCACCUUCAAGUUAGAUUACAAAACUGUUUAAAUUUCGCUCCAGAUGUACAUUUAGAAGGUCUCCCAGAAAAAAUUAAAACAUCUUUGCAAAAUCCAGUAUUAUUACGCUGGCUACAACGUUUACAGUUCAAAAUGGGCCAAAUAGAACUUCAGUCAUCGACAGCAACACAAUUUUAUUCAUUGUAGACAAUAGUAUUUUAUAUCAAAUAUAAAAAUGAGUUGAAUUUUA